CUACCUUUGUUUAUAGUAUUUGUCAAAAAGUUGGACAUUAGAUUAACAAAGUCAUUUUAAUAAUUAAGUGCAUAAAAUUAAUGUGCAUUUUUAAUUCUUUCGGAUUUGUAUGCUAAGAAAAUAUCGUGUCAACAAUGACAUCUUUUCAAGAGAGACAAAAGAAUUUGUUCGAACAUUUAAAAGAUGCGGAAGAACAAUAUAGUUUUUGUAAAUCAAAUAAAGCUACAACAACACCAGACGUUGUAAUUGAUAAACGAACAUACAGAAAAGUUAAACAUGAGAUGAAACAGUUUCGUGGCCGCGAAAGUAUAUUCAAAAGACAAGAAGCAAAAAUAGGCGAUUGUUUACGUUCAAAAACAAUCCCUGAUUACAUCAAGAAUCCGAGAAAAUGGACUUAUUACUCACUAUCAGAUGUUACUCCAGAACAAAUGUCUGAUAAAACAAACAUACAAACAGCCUUAACAUUUAUACGUGAAAUGGAAGAAAAAGCUAACAAUAAUAUAGCAGAAGAUAAUGAAAUGAUUAUUGACGAAACAGGGGCCGUUUUCAAGAAACCCACUUUUAAUGUAUCAAAGACUAUAAAACAGGUCUCAGUUGAAAAACCUGAACCUAUUUUCAAAAGUAACAAAAUAAUAAUGCCAGAGUAUGUGAUAGGAAUAUCUGGGAAGCGGCAAAAUACUAAUAAAAAUAAAGAAGCAAAAAGUAAUAAGGAAACAAAACACGUUGAACUAAGACUCAAUCACCUCUAUGAAAACGAAGAUGAUGAUGAAAGUACUUAAUAAAGUAAUAGCAUUAAAUUUUUUAAUAACUAUAGGUUAUAUAAUUAUAAUA
Melitaea cinxia (Glanville fritillary) is the source of this 831-nucleotide messenger RNA. RefSeq lists its product as uncharacterized. The record is from RefSeq and is a predicted model, not a curated record. The transcript has 2 exons. Bases 135 to 779 code for a protein of 214 amino acids. Lineage: Eukaryota; Metazoa; Arthropoda; Insecta; Lepidoptera; Nymphalidae.